CCAGGUGACCGAGUGGGCAAAGGGAGCCAACGCCUACUCCCUGCAAAACGAAGUGGACGCAGCUGAGGCCUCGUGCUCUUGGGAACUGAAGUACUUCAGUGGCCUGGCGCCUCUGGCAGCGGAUGCACACGCCUGGGCUGGGGAAUGAGCAAGCCCACUGUGGAGGCCUGGUGUUUCCUGCUAGGUGUUUGGGGUAUUAUCUGGAGGGCCUAGGCGAGCAGCGAAGCCGUUGAAAUGUUUUAAGCAAGGGGGCGUCCUGCCUCUGAGCACAGUGAGGAGAGGGCAAGGCUCGCAGGGAAGUGGCUGGACCCUCCUAUCCAAGGGCCAGGCCGCGGCUCUGGGAUGUUGGAAGGAGAGGGGCUUAUGCCCAGGGUGGAUCCUGAGUUGCCGUUUGGGGUGGGAGGAUAGUAUGGGAGCUGGAUGCUGGUCUGAUUCAGAUGUGAGGCCCUGUGUGGUAAGCACCCCUCCGCCCCCGGAAGCCUUACGCUGGGGGCUUUGCAUCCUUGUGCCGCUACUGUACCCAUAAGGCUCGGAGACUGAAGCCCGGAACUCCUGCACACAUCUUUGCAGGGGCUGGGACGGGGUUACCAGCGUCUGACAGGAAGCGGUUCUGAACCAGACUGCAAAGAAGAGUAAAUGGGAAGGACACGGUCUUUUCUGUUCCCUGGAUACUCAUUUGAAGACCUUUGUAAUGAUCUAGGCAAGGUUUCUGGAAGAACCUGACGGCUUGAAAGGAAGCGACAAAACAUGAAAAUCGCUUUGAGGUGACCAACAAGUCCAGCGGCCCCUUGCUUCUCCCAAGGUGGAUCUGAGGUUUAAGAACCGUAACUUCAGAUGAGGAAACUCAGGCCCAGAGAGAGGGAGUGACAGCCCCCGUCACGUUGCCUGGAGCUCAGACCCCAACGGUUGGCAGUGCACGGCCCCCUUCACCUGGGUUUGGAGUUGGAGCCUCUUGCAAGACCUCCAAUGGCCGACCAGAGAAUGGACAUUUCUUCAACAAUCAGUGACUUCAUGUCCCCAGGUGCCACCGACCUCCUCUCCAGCCCUCUGGGCCCCGGUGGUGUGGAUUGCAACCGGAAACGCAAGGGCAGCUCCACAGACUACCAAGAAAGCAUGGACACAGACAAAGAUGACCCUCAUGGAAGGUUAGAAUACACAGAGCACCAAGGAAGAAUAAAAAAUGCAAGGGAAGCUCACAGUCAGAUUGAAAAGAGGCGUCGGGAUAAAAUGAACAGUUUUAUUGAUGAACUGGCUUCUUUGGUACCAACGUGCAACGCGAUGUCUAGGAAAUUAGAUAAACUUACUGUGCUGAGGAUGGCUGUUCAGCACAUGAAAACGUUACGAGGUGCCACCAAUCCAUAUACAGAGGCAAACUACAAGCCAACUUUUCUGUCAGAUGAUGAAUUGAAACACCUUAUUCUCAGGGCAGCAGAUGGAUUUUUGUUUGUCGUAGGAUGUGACCGAGGGAAGAUCCUCUUUGUGUCAGAGUCUGUCUUCAAGAUCCUCAACUACAGCCAGAAUGAUCUGAUUGGUCAGAGUUUAUUUGACUACCUGCAUCCUAAAGAUAUCGCCAAAGUCAAGGAGCAGCUCUCGUCCUCCGACACGGCACCCCGGGAGCGGCUCAUAGAUGCAAAAACUGGACUUCCAGUUAAAACAGAUAUAACCCCUGGGCCAUCUCGAUUAUGUUCUGGAGCACGGCGUUCUUUCUUCUGUAGGAUGAAGUGUAACAGGCCUUCAGUAAAAGUGGAAGACAAGGAUUUCCCCUCUACCUGCUCCAAGAAAAAAGCAGAUCGAAAAAGUUUCUGCACAAUCCACAGCACAGGCUAUUUGAAAAGCUGGCCGCCCACAAAGAUGGGGCUGGAUGAAGACAAUGAACCAGACAACGAGGGGUGUAAUCUUAGCUGCCUUGUCGCCAUUGGACGGCUGCACUCUCACAUGGUUCCACAACCGGCAAACGGGGAAAUCAGGGUGAAGUCAAUGGAAUAUGUCUCCCGGCACGCGAUAGAUGGGAAGUUUGUUUUUGUAGACCAGAGGGCAACAGCUAUUUUGGCAUAUUUACCACAAGAACUUCUAGGCACGUCGUGUUAUGAGUAUUUCCACCAAGACGACAUAGGACAUCUCGCAGAAUGUCAUAGGCAAGUUUUACAGACAAGAGAAAAGAUUACCACUAAUUGCUACAAGUUUAAAAUCAAAGAUGGUUCUUUCAUCACACUACGGAGUCGGUGGUUCAGUUUCAUGAACCCUUGGACCAAGGAAGUGGAAUACAUUGUCUCCACGAACACCGUUGUUUUAGCCAACGUCCUGGAAGGCGGGGACCCCAGCUUCCCGCAGCUCACAGCGUCCCCCCACAGCAUGGACAGCAUGCUGCCCUCUGGAGAAGGUGGCCCGAAGAGGACCCACCCCACUGUUCCAGGGAUUCCAGGGGGAACCAGGGCUGGGGCAGGAAAAAUAGGUCGAAUGAUUGCUGAGGAAAUCAUGGAAAUCCACAGGAUAAGAGGGUCAUCGCCUUCCAGCUGUGGCUCCAGCCCAUUGAACAUCACAAGUACACCUCCCCCUGAUGCCUCUUCUCCAGGAGGCAAGAAGAUUUUAAAUGGAGGGACUCCAGACAUUCCUUCCAGUGGCCUACUACCAGGGCAGGCUCAGGAGAACCCAGGUUAUCCAUAUUCUGAUAGCUCUUCUAUUCUUGGUGAAAACCCUCACAUAGGCAUAGACAUGAUAGACAACGAUCAAGGCUCAAGUAGUCCCAGUAAUGAUGAAGCAGCAAUGGCUGUCAUCAUGAGCCUCUUGGAAGCAGAUGCUGGGCUUGGUGGCCCUGUUGACUUUAGCGACUUGCCAUGGCCGCUGUAAACACUAUAUGUUGCUUUGGCGACAGCUACAGUAUCAAAGUGCAUUACUGAUGGAGUUAUACAGUCUGUGAAGCUUACUGGAUAAGGAGAGAACAGCUUUUAUGUACUGUCUUCAUAAAAGCCAUCUCAGAGCCAUUGAUACAAGUCAAUAUUAACUAUGUGUAACUUCAGAAAAAGUGGAACUAAAGCCUGCUCCAGUGUUUCCUCAUCAUUGAUUAUUGGGCUAGCUGUGGAUAGCUUGCAUUAAUUGUAUAUUUUGGAUUCUGUUUGUGUUGAAUUUUUUAAUCAUUGUGCACAGAAGCAUCAUUGGUAGCUUUUAUAUGCAAAUGGUCAUUUCAGAUGUAUGGUGUUUUUACACUACAAAGAAGUUCCCCAUGUGGAUAUUUCUUAUACUAAUUGUAUCAUAAAACCGUUUAUUCUUCCUUGUAAGAAUCCUUUACUAUAAAUAUGGGUUAAAGUAUAAUGUAUUAGUUAAAUAUUUUUAAUAAAUGUUUCCCUUGUUCUAUAAA
Molecule: messenger RNA, 3355 nt
Organism: Bubalus bubalis (water buffalo)
Lineage: Eukaryota; Metazoa; Chordata; Mammalia; Artiodactyla; Bovidae
Gene: BMAL1
Product: aryl hydrocarbon receptor nuclear translocator like
Exons: 19
Coding region: 967-2847 (626 amino acids)
Biological process (GO): regulation of transcription by RNA polymerase II; circadian rhythm
Cellular component (GO): aryl hydrocarbon receptor complex; cytoplasm; transcription regulator complex
Molecular function (GO): RNA polymerase II cis-regulatory region sequence-specific DNA binding; DNA-binding transcription factor activity, RNA polymerase II-specific; protein dimerization activity
Source: RefSeq, a predicted model, not a curated record